AUGAGACCGGCAGCGCACCCGCUGCCGCCAUCGAGCAGCCUCCCGCCCUUGCGGACCCUGGACCAGCUCUCCGAAGCCGACAUUACGUCCGCCCUGCAGAGUCUGUCGACAAUCUACUGCUCGUUGCCCGUCUCGGUCGCCUUCCAGCUCGCCCCCGAGACCCAGAAACUCGCUCAUCAAGGCACGGCCCUCGCCGACUCCGGUUAUGUGUCGGAAACCGACGACGACCACGAGGAGGUUGAUGGCCUCGACCAUCACAUCGCCGCCCUCAAAGUCGAUGCUUUCGAGCGCAGCUUCACCGAGCGCUGGCUGACCGGCUUCAUCGCCCGGGCCGAAACCCUCUCCUGCUUCGAGUCCCACGAGGCAUGCCAGCACGCGCUUGACCAGGCGUCAUGCGUGCUUGAGUCUUUUUUUGCGGCGCCCGGGGAUGAUAACGACCAAGACGAAAAGAACCAGGAUUACGCUCGCGAAUUCGCCUUUGAGCUCAUGCUCCCAGAUGCUGACACGCCGCAAACCAGCGUUCCGGUUGCAGUGCGACUCAACGAUAGGCUCGCCGGCACAAACUCGGCCGACCCGGACGACGUCGGUCUCCAAAGCUGGGGCGCAUCAAUCCUCCUCUCGGAAAUCAUGUGCGCUUCACCCGCUCGCUUCGGGCUGUCGCAGCCUGCACUCGGCCCCUCGCCACACAUUGUCGAACUGGGUGCAGGUACAGGACUUGUCAGCCUGAUGCUGGGAAACAUGUUGCCGCAUCUGGGCGCCGCGAGUCCGACCAUCGUCGCCACCGACUACCACCCGGCGGUGCUCGAGAACUUGCGGUCCAACGUCUCGCUCAAUUUCCCAGUGCCCGAGACGAACCGCAUCCAGACGAAAGUUCUCGACUGGUCUUCGCCGGUGCUGGAGGCGCCCUUGGAUGUUCCGGCCGACAUUGUCAUCGCGACCGACGUCAUUUACGCCCCCGAGCAUGCGAUUUGGUUGCGCGACUGCGCGACGCGCUUGUUGGCACACAACGGCGUAUUUUGGCUCCUCGUCACUGUGCGACGAAAUGGUCGCUUCAACGGCGUCAGCGACAGCGUGGAGGCUGCGUUCACGGCGAUUGACGGUCCCAGGCGGGAAGAUGGGAAGAGAUUAACAAUCAUGGAAUUCGAAGAGUUGCAAAAGCGCACCGGGGUUGGACGUGGUGACGAGAGUGGAUAUAAGCUUCUUCAGAUCCGCUGGGCAUAA
Molecule: messenger RNA, 1221 nt
Organism: Colletotrichum spaethianum
Lineage: Eukaryota; Fungi; Ascomycota; Sordariomycetes; Glomerellales; Glomerellaceae
Product: protein-lysine N-methyltransferase EFM2
Exons: 1
Coding region: 1-1221 (406 amino acids)
Source: RefSeq, a predicted model, not a curated record